GGAUCUACUGAUAAGUUCUGCUGGUUUUUACAAAUCACUAAGCCAAAGAUUAUCGAAGAUGAGUACAACUACACCAAACACAAACACACUGGCUCCUCCUAGCACAGCAACAGCAGGUCCUACAACACCUCGGAAAGGGCCGCCAAAGUUCAAACAAAGGCAGACUCGCCAGUUUAAAAGUAAACCUCCAAAGAAAGGAGUAAAGGGAUUUGGUGAUGAUAUUCCUGGAAUGGAAGGAUUAGGGACAGACAUUACUGUAAUUUGUCCAUGGGAAGCAUUCAGCCAUCUGGAAUUGCAUGAGCUAGCACAGUUUGGAAUAAUCUAGGAAUCAGAACUGUAAGCUCAUGUAACCGACCAUAUGUGUUCUUUGUCACCAUAUGAUGAUGUCAUAUAAGUUGACCAAUGCAGCAAUAAUGGAAACUCACCUUGUCAAUACCUCAUAUGAAGAAGCUUGGAAUCAGUCAGUCACAUAAACCAUUAACACACACCGUGCUAGAAACAUUUUCUGAAAAAUAAUGAGUAUAUGUUCUUUUAGUAUAUACCAUCUUACUUAUAUCAGUCAUUACAGAAAAGAUAAACUAUUUUCAAGA
This is a messenger RNA of Protopterus annectens (West African lungfish), 590 nucleotides long. RefSeq names its product phosphodiesterase 6H (gene PDE6H). The record is from RefSeq and is a predicted model, not a curated record. Gene Ontology annotation, molecular function: 3',5'-cyclic-nucleotide phosphodiesterase activity; cGMP binding. The transcript has 3 exons. Bases 59 to 325 code for a protein of 88 amino acids. Gene Ontology annotation, biological process: positive regulation of epidermal growth factor receptor signaling pathway; visual perception; positive regulation of G protein-coupled receptor signaling pathway. Gene Ontology annotation, cellular component: photoreceptor outer segment membrane. Lineage: Eukaryota; Metazoa; Chordata; Ceratodontiformes; Protopteridae.